AAAAGAACGUCAUUGUCAAAGUGUCAUAGUCAUUCUUCUUUUGAAAGAAUAACUUGUUGUAAACGACAGUUUUGAAGAUAAAAAAUGAAUAUAAUUGUUAAUUAAUAUGUUUUGGAAAGUGAUUACUUGCCUACUAUUGUGGAGAGUGUUAGCAUUUUGUGAAGAAAUUAUCUGUGAAAAGUAUGAGAAUUCAACCUUAGAGAAUCAUGAAAUAUCAACUCAACUUGAUGGUGGCGUUGAGAAUGUUGUAACUAAUAUAACAAAUAUAAAUACAAACCACACACAAGAUCAAGAAGGAACUACCGCAAACGCUGAAGAUACAAACAAGACCCAAAAAUGUGUCCCAUGUUUACCAGGGGUGUUCGACAGGGUUGUUCAAAUCACAAAUGACACAGAGCUCAUCAAGAUAUUACAGCCUGAUACUAAAAUCACGGAUAGAGAAACUCCUGCUCUGUGUGUUCUAGUUUUAUUUUACUCUAAAUAUUGUCCUUUCUCAAGCAUGGCUGCCCCACACUUCAAUGCCUUGCCUAGGGCUUUUCCAGACAUCAAAAUGGUAGCGAUCAAUGCUAUGAUCUAUCACCUUUUUAACACACAGAAUGGCAUUGUUGGUGUCCCAUCUUUGAUGUUAUUCCACAAUGGAAAAUCAGUUGCUAAAUUCAACCGGUCUGAGUAUACAUUAGAGAUAUUCUCGGAAUUUGUCACUAAGCAUACCUGCAUACCAGCUGUUGAAAAGUCUAUAGUAACCUCAGCUGAUUUUGCUGGGCCAGUUGUAAGCCAACCUUCCAAAGACUCUGAUUUCUUUUUGAUCCUAUCAUGGGUAUUCAUUAUGUUAUGUAGUACCUUCUAUUUUACUAAGUCUAAAUGGUGGAAAUGGAUUGUUGAAACUGUGCAAAGGAAUUGGAGAGAGUCUGAGGCGCAACUUCAACAUGAACAUACAGAUUAGUGACCAGUAUGUCCCAAAGUUUUGUAAAUUAGAAUUUGGUUACAAGUACUCCACUACCUUGGAAGGCUAAUUAGAGGUUUAAAUGUGCAACAAUUUCCUGACAGACCUAGAUGUUUUUGCAGUAGAUUAAGUCAGUUCAAGCCUUGCAGCAUUAUAUCACUAACUAAUUUAGGCGACUACAUGGGACAGUACUGAUAGAAGCGUCUUGAUAGUUUGAACAUUAUGACAAGUUCUUUCCACAAUUAUUUUAUCUGUAAUCAUGCACUUAUUAUUAAACAUAAUUUAUAAUAAAAUAUGACAAAGUUUGUUAUUCAACCCAAUGUUUUUUUUAGGAUUCCCUAUUCUGAAUUUAAACUAUCUAGUUUUUUUAAUAAAUUGAGUUCUAAGGUUCAUGACAUUAAUAUCAUUUCUGUUCUGUUGUAUGGAUAUUGUGAAUAUAGGUGUGAAGUAACAUGUACUGCUUAUAAGACACUUUAAGCAUAUAUUAUUUAUUUUAACAGAAGAGUUGCAAUGGAAACCAAUGUGAUCCUUAAAAGUUAUGUAAUAUAAACCUAUUUAUUAUGUUAUGUUUUCAAUUCAGUUAGUAAAGGAUCUCCUUUAAAUGCAGCAACAAUA
Messenger RNA from Acanthoscelides obtectus, 1558 nucleotides. Lineage: Eukaryota; Metazoa; Arthropoda; Insecta; Coleoptera; Chrysomelidae. The record is from the annotation of a GenBank genome assembly.